AUGGCAACACGGCGGUCAAGGUCUCCUUCGACCCCAUCAGAGGGUGAGAUCAUCGAGUCAGGCUCAGACACGAAGGCAACUACGUCGCAAACCUCUUUUAAUAAUGACACCAACGUUGACCGUAACCCCAGAAACGAUGUUUUGACGCCAAAGUCCCCUGUUUCUAGCAGGCCGUAUCACCCUGAACGCUCAAGAUCCCGCUCUCCGUACUACAGAUCUUCCAGAGGCGAAAAGCGGCGACGAGAUGAAUACUAUGACUACGACAGAGGCGGCCGCGGAGGACGCAUGAAAUUUUCAACCGGUACAUAUGAUGAUGGCUAUUAUGGCCGUGGAAACUCUCGCCGACAAAAUCAACGCUCGUACUACGACCACGAUAAGAACGAUAGCUACGAUCGGGAUAGUCGAGACUUGCAGUAUAGUGACGAUUAUGACCGGCGACCGGACAAACGACCGAGAACUCGGAGUCGUUCUCCGUACCGCGAUCCCAGGAAGCAGAGACAAUAUUCUGGCGAUGAAGGCUUUAGUAGGAACAUCAAAGUAUCAGAUGGCAGGGCUACAGGCCGCAGACAGGAGGAGAGCAAGUUGUCUACAGAACAGUCAGUGAGCGAACGAGGAAAUCCCUCAGUUAACGCUCAAACUUGGAGACAAGAGGCUGAAAAUCGAGAAUCUCAGAUGCAGCAGAAUCGUUCCGGCCGUGGACCCAAUACAGAUACUAAUCCGUCCACUCAAGGCACAACUGAAGACAGUGAAAUGUCGGUAGAACCAGUUGAUGAAGCUACUCUGAUUGAACAGCGGCGGAAACGUCGUGAAGCAAUUAAGGCUAAGUAUCGUGACACAUCAAAGCCCCUCAUAGUUCAAGCUUUGAAGCUUGGAAACCCAUCCGAGUCUACGAACGAUUCCGCAAAAACCACACCGAAUGUGGAUGAAACAGGCUCCUGCGUUGCAUCCCCGACGGCCACUCCUGUUGACACACCAGGUUCCCAGUCUCCUGCUGACUUCCAAGUUGCAAAUGAUGAAGAUCUUGCCAAUACAGACUUACGCGACAGGAGCGGAAUUAAUAAGGAAGAACCCUGUGCUGCCGAUUACGACCCGACAUCUGAUAUGAGGGAAGAUAAAAAGAGGCAUGACAAGCGACACUUUGGAGAUGACCUCUCUGCCGCCUCUUAUGACGAAACGAAGACCGGUCAACCUGCUGCAGCCUUAGUUCCACAAGCUGAAGAAAAGCCUACUUCGACGAAAGCUCGAGAUGCGUUUGACAUGUUCGCCGAAGACGAUGACGAUAUGUUUGCGGAAGAACCGCCCUUGUCAAUGAGACUGGAUGGCCCGGCGGGUCUUCAACCAAGCAGUGCAAAGCCUCAGGAACUUGAUAUGAGCUUGUUAGACAAUUGGGAUGACCCUGAGGGUUACUAUAAUGUCAUGCUGGGUGAGUUGAUCAACGGUCGGUAUCACGUUCAGCAAAUCCUAGGCAAGGGCAUGUUCUCCUCUGUUGUACGUGCUACAGACUCGAAGACUGGGAAACUAGUAGCAGUGAAGAUUGUUCGAAACAACGAUACGAUGCGGAAAGCAGGCAUGACGGAGAUAGAUAUUCUACAACUGUUGCAAAACGCAGACCCAGACGACAAGAAACACAUUAUCAGGUUCGAGAGGCAUUUCGACCACAAGAAUCACCUGUGUAUGGUCUUUGAGAAUCUCAGCAUGAACCUUCGCGAGGUCCUCAAAAAGUUCGGCCGGGACGUCGGCAUCAACCUACGUGCCAUCCGGGCAUACGCUCAACAGAUGUUCCUUGGAUUAAGCCUUCUACGCAAAUGCAAUAUCCUUCAUGCCGAUAUCAAGCCCGAUAACCUCCUCGUCAACGAGAAUAGAAACCUUCUGAAGAUAUGUGAUUUGGGUUCCGCCUCCCUAGCUUCAGAGAAUGAGAUCACCCCUUACCUCGUUAGUCGGUUCUAUCGUGCCCCUGAAAUCAUACUCGGAAUUCCCUAUGACUAUAGCCUGGACGUAUGGUCGAUAGGCUGCACGCUAUUCGAGCUAUACUCUGGCAAAAUUCUCUUUACGGGGCGCAAUAACAACCAGAUGCUGCGGUCUAUCAUGGAAUGCCGUGGUAAAUUCCCGCCGAAGUUCCUCCGGCGUGGGACCCUGGCCCAUCUUCACUUUGACGACCUACUUAAUUUCCGCAGCUUGGAGGAAGAUAAAAUUACGGGGCGCAUGGUGACGAAGGUUCUUGACUUUAAAAAGUCGACGCGAGACCUGAAGUCUCGGUUAAUUGGGAAAGGCGCAAGACUUGAUGACGCGGAGUCUAAGGAGAUAACGAUGUUCAUUGACCUCCUAGACCGGUGUUUGAAUCUUAACCCAGAAAAACGAUGCACCCCUUCAGAAGCACUUCGGCAUCCGUUUAUCGCGAGGAACAGCAAAGUUUGA
Messenger RNA from Arthroderma uncinatum, 2415 nucleotides. Its product is annotated as serine/threonine-protein kinase prp4. NCBI's taxonomy places the organism in Eukaryota, Fungi, Ascomycota, Eurotiomycetes, Onygenales, Arthrodermataceae. The transcript is spliced from 3 exons. Gene Ontology annotation, molecular function: ATP binding; protein serine/threonine kinase activity. Gene Ontology annotation, biological process: peptidyl-threonine phosphorylation; mRNA cis splicing, via spliceosome; peptidyl-serine phosphorylation. Bases 1 to 2415 code for a protein of 804 amino acids. The record is from RefSeq and is a predicted model, not a curated record.